Molecule: messenger RNA, 348 nt
Organism: Cylicocyclus nassatus
Lineage: Eukaryota; Metazoa; Nematoda; Chromadorea; Rhabditida; Strongylidae
Source: the annotation of a GenBank genome assembly
AUGCUGUAUUUUGUUCUUUUCACUGCCCUUAUCGUCUCAGCCGGUUCCCACAAAAUCACCGUAAAAGGCAAGUUUCACUGCGGUAAAAGCUCGAAUGCUACCGUGUUCAUGGAACUGAGCGAAAAAGACGUCUUCGUUGAGGAUCUUCUCAAUUGGAAGCUAGUGAGCGCCAAUGGAGAAUUCGAAAUCCAUGGAGAAGACGAUGAAUAUUUCAGUAUUCAGCCUUAUCUGAGGAUUCGACACAACUGCAAUGAAGAACAAAUGGAACAGUUCUAUGAUUUUGGACGUCGUAAAGGCGAAGAAGUUGUGGACAUGGGCGAUAUUGAGCUCCAGCGCGAAUAUCAGUGA